Molecule: messenger RNA, 1452 nt
Organism: Priceomyces carsonii
Lineage: Eukaryota; Fungi; Ascomycota; Pichiomycetes; Serinales; Debaryomycetaceae
Exons: 1
Coding region: 1-1452 (483 amino acids)
Biological process (GO): endoplasmic reticulum inheritance
Cellular component (GO): perinuclear endoplasmic reticulum; endoplasmic reticulum membrane; cortical endoplasmic reticulum
Source: RefSeq, a predicted model, not a curated record
AUGGAUAUGAAUGACUUACAGGUACGACUCACUAAGGUGUUUCGGGCACUAUUUUCGUCACUUUAUCUUAUUCUCAUAAUAUUGACAAUUCCUCUAUCUUUUGAUGUGGGAGGAGUUGAAUGUGGGUUAGCUUUUUCUUUCACAACAUGUACAUUAUAUUUUGUACUAACCACAAUUCAAUUGGUUACUAGAAAAAAUCGAUAUGUGCGGUGGAUUUCAUUACUUUAUUAUGUCCAGCAUUUAUUAAUUCCAAGCUUAUUGACAUUGUUUUUAUCUUACUACAGUUCAAAACACAAACCUCACACUUUGACAAUAAUUGACCUUUGGAGGCAAUUUAUCAUCAAUUCGACUCCCAUAUUUACAAUUCUUGAAGGCUUCUGCUCGUUAUUAUUGAUCCAAGCGAUUGGACAGACAAUCAACUGGUUGAUCGUAUACAAAUCUGAUAGUUGGCUAAUAGUAUCACUCGUCGGCAGUGGCUCUACAAUUACAGCAGCAUUAUACUUUUUGUAUCGGAUAUAUGUGUUCCCGUUCACAAUCGAUAUUGUGAGUGCCUCGUUGCUAGGGUCUCUAUUGACAAUGACAGUUGGGCUAGGUUUGUUUGGUAUUGUUUCGGGAAAAGGGUCCAUGAUUGAAUCAUCACUUCUUUUUGCAUACAUAGUCAGAUGUAUCUAUGAAACCUUUCCAAUUUUAUCUGAGGGUGCUAGUAAAGCUUUGACGGCAUUAUUCACCCAGACUACAUACAACUUGAAACAAGAAAUACCCAUUUUACCACCGCAGAUUUUGAGUCGACUACUGCAGCUGGUUCCAUUUUUAGCUUCAAACUUGCCAGGGUCUUUUAAAACAAUUUGGGAGUUCUUGCUAAUGGCCAUUCAAAAAUUGACCUUACCUUUGUUAUUAAACUUGGCUUACAGGAUAGGAGUGUUCUACGCAGCAACUAAAAUCAUACCCUCCCUUUAUCAUGGUGUGAUAUAUCCAUCUUUAUCACCGCCUAGAACUCCAUCACAAACUCGUUCUCGACUGGUUUCUACAUCACCAAAUAUAAUAGUCUCAGAAGCUUCAGAUGGUGAUAACAACGAAAACGUUGAAAAAAAGAACGAGGAAUCUAGUACAUCAGAACAAAGCUCACAUACCGCACCUUUCAGAUUGGCUCCACCAAAUCGUGAACCACCAUCGACCCUUAUAAAAUUUAUUUAUGCAUACUCACCGUGCAUCGUAAUAGCAGUCUAUACUCAUCUCAUGAUGCUGUAUAAUGGAGAACUUGGAACAGAGCUUAAAAUAUGGGGCUUUUGGGAUUCAAGCUACCCUUCCAAUAUGACAAUUGUAGUUCAUCCUUGGCAAUUUUGGAACUGGGUCAACAUGGCCACUACAAUACUCCUAUACGCUGCUGAAUUAAUGGGUAAUAGUGGUGAAUCUGGAGGAGCGGCUUUGACCAGCCAUUGGUCGGUAGAGUGA